AUGCAAAUAAAAUAUGACGAACCACGGAAAAUUACCAUUUUCGGAAGUGCUGCAGCGGCAGCAGCCAGCCAUUAUAGUGCGGCAAGUUUAACUCCUCAUUCGCCGUCAGAAGCCAAAUCCGGAUAUCCUUAUUUCGGACAAUUGAGCAGCAUGGAAACGGGACUCUGUGGAAGAGUGCACUGA
Molecule: messenger RNA, 183 nt
Organism: Pediculus humanus corporis (human body louse)
Lineage: Eukaryota; Metazoa; Arthropoda; Insecta; Psocodea; Pediculidae
Exons: 2
Coding region: 1-183 (60 amino acids)
Source: RefSeq, a predicted model, not a curated record